Messenger RNA from Zymoseptoria tritici IPO323, 2094 nucleotides. RefSeq lists its product as uncharacterized. Gene Ontology annotation, molecular function: protein binding. The record is from RefSeq and is a predicted model, not a curated record. The annotation marks the transcript as partial. The transcript has 3 exons. NCBI's taxonomy places the organism in Eukaryota, Fungi, Ascomycota, Dothideomycetes, Mycosphaerellales, Mycosphaerellaceae.
UAUGCAGAUCCGAGUGCGCCCUCGCCGAGUACUGACCUGCGCCUCUUCCAUAGACACUGGCAACUACGGCACUACAUCUCCGCACCCGAGGAGGAUUUACUCUACUACGCCAGCGGCAAAGACGUCUACUGCCUCAACACUUCCACCAAAAAGCGCAAACACAUCACCACCCUACCUUUCGAAGCGAGGUGUACCGCAUCCGGCCAUGGCUGGGUCUGUAUAGGCGGCGAGGACGAUGGACUCUUUGCGGCGAUUAAGCUUUCAGGAGCACUCGAUGUGGACGCGGCGCUGCCGAUUGAGGGAUGGAGGCAAAGCAGUGGGCAUCGGACACCGACCGUGAAAGUUGAGCGGAUUGGAGAGGAAAUCGUCAAUUCGAUCUCGGUACAUCGGAUACAAGAUGAGGAGGCACAUUUGGACGACAUUGUCGCGGUUCUCACGAAUAAUGACAAUACGGUACGGAUAUACAGUUUACCGCAGGGGCUAGAGACGAGGGUGAAGGAUUUGCCAUUCGCGAUCAAUCAUGCGACGAUAUCGCCGGAUGGGACGACAUUGGUGGCGGUGGGAGACUACAACCAGGCAUACUUCUUCACGAGAGAGAUUUUGGACGCGCCGCCGCAAAUACCCAAACCGCAUAAUCGCCUCACGAGCGCGAGUCUGGAUUGGACGUUGACGAAUGUGGUGACGCUACAUUCGAAUGAGUCGACGUGUGGAUAUUUUACAACGGCGUGGUCGCCGAGUGGACAUUUGGUUGCGCUGGGGUCGGAAGGUGGAUAUGUGACGAUUCUGGAUGCGGAUAUACUCGCGGACCCAGAAUGCGAAGAUGACGAGGCGGUGGUGGCAGUGGUUGCGGGAUCGCGGGCUGACUUGUCAGGCCUCCACCCUGGUGCGAUCCGGACGAUGAUGUUCUCCCCGGAGCCAUGGAAUUUGUUCAUAUGGGCGGAGGAUCAGGGGAGGAUAUGUAUAGGGGAUCUGCGAACUGGGUUGAAGAGCAGGCAGGUCAUUAAUUUGGAUCCGAAGGAUGAAUCUCUGGAGAGGUUGGAAGUGGAAGACUUGCCUUCUGAAAAUGCGACACCGAGUGCAGUUCGGGACGAUCUGGACGAGUUGGAUUUGCUGCGGAGGUAUCGAUCACAGGUGACGGAUGGGUAUCCGUCGCCAGUACAUUCUGCGACGGAGUGGAUGGAGGUGAGGAGACGGCAACGAGAGCAGCGUCAGCGACACGAACAGAACGCUUUGCGAAGAUCAUACACCGGCAUUUCGAGCUCGCGUCAUGCGUCUGAUGCUGAAGGCUUGACGAGACGAGAACAGCAGAUAUUGGAAUCAUUGCGAACAUCACGGCAGAGAGAAGAAGCCCGCGCGAAUGGACAAUCGCCGUCGACGACAUAUACCAGCGCGGACAUGUUCAACGCCUCGGGAGAUAUGCCGACCUCAACGACCUCUAGCACUGCAGACCUGCCUCAGCCGAUUUCCGAGAUUCUAGCUUCGGCACAAGAGUCGAUGCCAGCUCUGUCGAGAACGCACGCCGCAACAGAGCGACCACCAUCUUCCCACGCAGCCGAAUCGCCAACCACAUUCGCCCAGGUCCAUUCAAUACCGGAAGCUUCAUGGGCAGCUCGACGGCCCACCUCGAAUUUCCGGCAGCCUGCUCAAUCUUCCCGGACAGCCGCUGAAGACGACGACGAAAACCCUUGGCGCCUCAUCGAAGAGCACAUGCCCGCCCGCGGCCCACUCUUCGAAGGCGCCGCUCGCGCCCGUGCCGCUCCUCCCCUCCCCGAAGAUGACCUCACACCCGAAGAACUCCAAGACGUUGAACGCGAGAUCAUCGCCGAGCGCCGUCUGGCCGCACAACAAGCCCGCACCCGCGAACGAUGGCGAACCUCGCGUCUAGGUGCUGUCAGACAUGAUACGUCGCUCAGACGGGUUCCUGUGAUGAGGUUCUCGGCGAUUGGUGGAGGGAGGGAAAUUGGAGUGAGGACUGCGGGAUUGGCGAUUUCUCCUGAUGGGAGGGUGCUUUGGGCGGCGUGUGAGGAGGGGAUUUUUGAGGUUAAAAUCAAGGUCAAGGGGAGGAUGUUUUGGCCGGCGGUGGAGAUGAGGUGA